GUGGCUGCUGAGAUGUACGAACUUCCGGUUCUCCCGGCAGCUGCCUCCGCUACCAUCUCUACCACCUGCUACCGCUGGGCCUCAGCCCGGGAUUUGGUCACCUCUUUCUGGCCCUCCCCUGCGCCCAUGCUCCGGCCUGGAGCCAGGGCGGCGGGCCCGGCGCUCUCGCGUGCUCAGCGGGCGGUCCGGGGACGAUGAAGGCCUCGUACUGCUGCUGCUUCAGCCGUCUACUGGUCCCCGCCUUCCUGUUGCUCCUGCUGCUGCCAGCGCCGAGUGGGCCCAUGGCGGUGCUGUUGCUGGCGGCCGAGGCCGCGCCAGGCCCAGGGCCACCCGGCCCCGGGCCGCGAACCCCGCCGCCGCUGCCGCCGGGCUCCACCGCCGCCCAGCUGCCCGGCCGCGCUCCGGCCGAGGCCACGGGGCCGCGGGGUGCCGAGGGCGGCAAUGGUAGCACCCCGAGGGCCGGGCUUGUGGCGGAGGACCGCGAAGAGAAGACUGGAGAAGGAGGCGUAAUGAGCGGUGGCCUCGCUGUGAGCCCCAACCCCGGCGACAAGCCCAUGACCCAGCGCGCCUUGACGGUGUUGAUGGUGGUGAGCGGUGCCGUGCUUGUGUAUUUCGUCGUCAGGACGGUCAGGAUGAGAAGAAGAAAUCGAAAGACAAGGAGAUAUGGAGUUUUGGACACUAACAUAGAAAACAUGGAAUUGACACCUUUAGAACAAGAUGAUGAGGAUGAUGAUAACACAUUGUUUGAUGCUAACCAUCCUCGGAGAUAAGAAUGUGCCUUUUGAUGAGAGGACUUCAUCUUUCUACAGUGAAGGGCGGAGUUUCUAUGUUUUAAGGAAUAAGAAGCCACUAUAUCAAUGGGGGAGGGAGGGUAUUUAAGUUACAUACAUUAUGAUAACCUUUAAUUUGUUGUUACAGUAAGUACUGUUUCAGUUUGUUUUAUCUUUAUCUGUAUAGAAGUGCUCUAAUGGCUCAGAGCUAUUGAGGAUAAACUGUCCUGUAAUAGAAAUCUUUUUGAAAAUUGCUUAUAAAACAGGGUGAUUUCUCAUUAGUUUUAGUUUCUUGUUUACCAUACUGUUAUAAACUGUUUUAUGUACUAAUCAGUUAAUGUUAAUUAUAUUUCUUUGGUGUUAUUUAAACAACUAGAAAUUUCAACAACCAACUGGUAUAUAAAAAAUUUGAUUUUUCUUUUACCAAGAUGUAUUUCCCAUUUUUGGGGGGGAAAAAGCCAAAUUUAUUACUAUGUGUUUGGAUUUUUUAAGUAUUAAUAAAGGAGUUAUUGUAUCCACAAUACGAUUUAAAAUUAUUUUAAAUUGGUAUAGAUAGAAUUUGUUUAUAAAAUAAACCUAAAAACUAUAGAAUUAUUGUAUGAACGUGUAUUUUACACAAUUUGUUUAUAAAAGCAUUUUUUUUUAUUUUAGUAACUUCCAUGUCAGCUUAAGAUGUCAUCUUCGAUUGAAUAUUUCAGAAGCCAGUAAAUUUCAAAGCCAUUUUAUUUGUUUGAGUAUUGUGAAAAACAGAAAUAAUGGAAAAAAAUGCACCUAAAAAAAUAAAAUACUUAGGAAUAAAUCUAACCAAGGAUGUAAAAGACCUAUACAAAGAAAACUACAAAAUACUACUGCAAGAAAUCAAAAAAGAUCUACAUAAAUGGAAAAACAUACUAUGCUCAUGGAGAGGUAGACUCAAAAUUGUGAAAAUGACAAUUUUACCCAAAGCAAUCUACAAAUAUAAUGCAAUCCUGGUCCAAAAACUAACAACAGUCUUUAAAGAGAUGGAAAAACAAAUCAUUAACUUUAUGUGGAAAGGGAAGAAGCAGCAGAUAAAUAAAGCAAUAUUGAAGAAGAAGAAUAAAGUAGGAGGACUUGUACUACCUGACCUCAGAACCUGCUAUACAGCUAUGGUAGUCAGAACAGCCUGGUACUGGUACAAUGAUAGAUGCAUUGACCAAUGGAACAGAACCGAGAACCCAGAUGUAAAUCCAUCCACCUUCGGUCCCCUGAUCUUUGACAAAGUCUCAAAGUCCAUUAAAUGGGGAAAAGACAGUCUUUUUAACAAAUGGUGCUGGCAAAACUGGAUGUCCAUCUGCAAGAAAAUGAAACAGGACCCAUACCUCACACCAUACACAAAAACUAAUUCAGAAUGGAUCAAAGACCUAAACAUAAAACCAAAAACUAUAAAGAUUAUAGAAGAAAAAAUAGGAUCAACACUAGAGGCACUAAUACACGGCAUUAACAGGGUACAAACCAUAACUAACAACACACAAGCUCCAGCAGAUAAGCUAGAUACCUGUGAUCUUCUAAAAGUUAAAUACUUAUGCUCAUCAAAAGACUUCACCAAAAAUGUGAAAAGAGAACCUACAAACUGGGAAAAAAAUCUGGGCUAUGACAAAUCCAACAAAGGUCUAAUCUCUAAAAUCUAUAGGAAAAUCCAACACCUCUACAACAAAAAGACACAUAAUCCAAUUAAAAAAUGGGCAAAGGAAUGAGCAUACACUUCACCAAAGAAGACAUUCAAGUGGCUAACACACGAGGAAAUGCACGUAAUCACUAGCCAUUAGAGAAAUGCAAAUCAAAACCACAAUGAGAUAACAUCUCACCCUGGCAUUACUGGCACAAAUCAAAGAAAAAGAAAAUAAAUGUUGGAGAGGCAGCAGGGAGAUUGGAACUCUUAUGCGCUACUGGUGGGAAUGCAAAAUGGUACAACCAUUUUGGAAAACGAUAUGGUGCUUCCUUAGAAAGCUAGAAAUAGAAAUACCAUAUGAUCCAGCAAUCCCACUCCUAGGAAUAUAUCCUAGAGCAAUAAGAGCUGUCACACAAAUAGACACAUGCACACCCACGUUCACUGCAGCAUUGUUCACAAUAGCAAAAGGAUGGAAACAACCUAAAUGCCCAUCAACAGAUGAAUGAAUAAACAAACUAUGGUACAUACAUACACACAAUGGAGUACUACACAGUGAUAAAGAACAAUGAAACUGCGAAGCAUCUCACAAUAUGGAUGAACCUAGAGGGCAUUAUCCUGAGUAAAGUGAAUCACAAAAGGUCUAAAUAUUGUAUUAGACCACUACUAUAAAAACUCAUGAAAAGGUUUACAUAUAAAAAGAAACAAUCGUUGAUGGUUACAAGGGAGAGGAGUGGUGGGGAUGGAAAAACACUAAAUAGACAGUAGAUAAGUGGUAACUUUGGUGAAGGUUGAGACAGUACACGAUACUGGGGAAGCCAGCACAACUUGUCCAAGGCAAGGUCAUGGAAGCUCCACAGACAUCCAAACUCCCUGAGGGACCGAAUUACUGGGCUGAGGGCUGUGGGGACCUUGGACUCGAGGAACAUCUAGCUCAAUCGACAUAACAUAGUUUAGGAAGAAAAUGGUCUACACUGGUGAGUAGCAUCUUGGGUCUUAAAAGCUUGUAAGCAGCCAUCUAAGAUACUCCAUUGGUCUCACCAUGUCUGGAGCAAGGGAGAAUGAAGAAAACAAAAGACACAGGGGAAAGAUCAGCCCAAAGGAUUAAUGCACCACAGUUACCACAGCGUCCACCAGACUGAGCUCAGCACAACUAGAUGGUACCCAGCUACCACCACUGACUGCUCUGACAAGGAUCACAGUAGAUAGCCCUGGGCAGAGCUGGAGAAAAAUGUAGAACAAAUUCUGACUCACAAAAAAAGACCAGACUUACUGCCCUGACAGAGACUGGGGAAACCCUGAGAAUAUGGCCCCUAGACAACCUUUUAGCUUAGUAAUGAAGUAACUCCUGAGGUUCAUCCUCCAGCCAAAGAUUAGACAGGCCCAUAAAACAUAACAAGACUAAAAGAGCACACCAGCCCAGGAGCAAGAACUAGAAGGCAGGAGGGUUCAGGAAAGCUGGUAAUAGGGAACCAAACUUCAAGAACAGAGAGUGUUGACAUGUCAUGGGGUUGGUAACCAAUGUCACGAAACAAUAUGUGUACUGUUUAAUGAGAAGCUAGUUUCUUCUGUAAACCUUCAUCUAAAGUACAAUAAUAAUUUAAAAAAACAAAAAAGAAAUAAUGGUAUGGUUCAAAGCCCCAAUCAUGUUAUGGGAUAGGAAAGGGAAGAAAUGAAGUGCAUGGAAUUUGAAGCCAGCCAGACCUGAAUGUAGAGACUGACUCAUUAUCUGUGAAUAAGUUAUUUAACCUCACUGAGUUUCAGGUUUUUGCAUUCUGAAAAUUAGAAGAGAACAAUGCCUCAUAUAGGAAAAGUAAGGGUCACGAACUCAGUUGCUUACAGGGGCCAGAGAGGUAAUUUAAAUGCAUGUGACGGUCAGGAUAGGCUAGGUCAUACAGUGGUAAAAAAUGGUCGUCCAAUCUCAAUGGCUUACAACAACAAAGAUUUAUUUUUUACUCGUGCUACAUGUUUGUUUUGGACUGUGAUUAUGGUCUAUAUUGUCUGUUUUCUGACACCAAGGCUGAAGGCACGACCUCUGCCUGGAAUAUUGCCUGUCUUGCAGCUAAAGGUCCAGACGUGGAGAAAUGCAUGCUGAGUUAUAAACUUCUUCCCAAAGUGAUAUAUUUCACAUCAACCCAUAUUUUAUUGUCCAAACUAAACCAUAAAGCCACUCCAGAGUUCAACAGGGCAAAGACAGAUAAUCCUCCAAAAACUAGGUUAAUUGGGAGUAUUGGGCCACUCAAAAUACCAGCUUGGCUUUAUCUAACUGGUUUGCCAUAGCGAGUCAGGUUAUGCUGAUAUCAUGGUAUAUGGGUAUAUCGUGGAAGCCCAGACUAAAGUGAAGAUAAAAGGGUCAUCCUCUGUUCAGCAGCCACUAUUAGCAACACUAUUACUUUGCCCAGUGUUGCUCAAUAUUUUAUUUUUAUUUUUUUAAUUUGCAAGAGAAGCCAAAAAUCCAGAUAUCUUACAUGCAAUAUGUCCAUCUUAAAAUAUUAAAACAAUGCAUUCGUUGAUUACAUUGAACCCCAUACCUACCUCUGUUAUAUCUGAAAAUCAUAUACUAUUAAAAAAACCAUUGCCAACAAGUCAAUUCUGACUCAGCAACCUUAAAGGACAGAGUAGAACUGCCCCAUAGGAUUUACAAGGAGUGCCUGGUGGAUUCAAACUGUCGACCUUUUGGUUAGCAGCCAUAGCUCUUAACCACUAUGCCACUAGGGUUUCCUUUUACUAUAAUACCUAGGAAAUAGUGAUAUAUUUACCAGCUGCUGUUAGGUGUAAGUGGCUUUUACAGAAAAACUGAAUGGAGGUAAAGGGUGAGUCUACUA
Messenger RNA from Loxodonta africana (African savanna elephant), 5222 nucleotides. RefSeq names its product family with sequence similarity 174 member A (gene FAM174A). The coding region runs from base 195 to 770 and encodes 191 amino acids. The record is from RefSeq and is a predicted model, not a curated record. The transcript is spliced from 3 exons. NCBI's taxonomy places the organism in Eukaryota, Metazoa, Chordata, Mammalia, Proboscidea, Elephantidae.